AUGCAGGCAUAUCUUCAAUACCGACGCAUAGGGCAUGCUGUACAUAGACAGCUUGACGACCAUCCAGAAUGGAUCCAAGCCGGUGUGCAAGAGCCGAAAGACUUGCCCGAGGCUUCCCAAGGUUUGAAUAGCGGCAGUCCUGGCAUGAACGAGACACAGCAGCAGUCAUCACCGUCGCACGUCACAACUCAUCCAUUACCAGGAAUCCAAUUGAUAGAAAAGGCUGACAGCAAUGGACUCUCUCAAGUCUUCCUUGUCGGCUGGGACCAUGAAGAAGAUCCCAUCAACCCGCGGAAUUACAGCUUUGCAACCCGCAUCUCGGCCACAUUGAUUGUCUCUACACUGGGCUUUAUAGUAGGAGCCGCAUCGUCCAUUGAAUCUGGCGUCCUGCUACAGAACAGCACCACCUUCCAUGUCAGCGAGGUCGUCGCCUCUCUGGCGACGGGCGUCUACCUCAUUGGAUUUGGAGUGGGAUCGCUAGCGUCCGGUCCGCUGUCCGAAAUCUUCGGCCGCAAUGCCGUGUACGCUGGCUCCCUCAGCCUCUUCAUGAUCUUCAUCAUGGCGUCCGGAUUGGCGCCCAACAUCAGCGCCCAGCUCGUCUUCCGCUUCCUGGCCGGUGUCUUUGGCUGUCCGCCCCUUACCUGCUGCGGAGGCACCAUCGCCGACAUCUGGAACCCUCUCGAGAAGACCUUCGGCUUCCCGCUCUACGCCGUCUUCUCCUUCGGCGGCCCCGUACUUGGCCCUGUGAUCGCCUCUUACAUGGGCGAGGGUACCCUCUCCUGGCGCUGGACCAACUGGAUCAUCCUGAUCACGUCCGGUCUCGUCUUGGCCCUGAUCGUCCUGUUCCAACCUGAGACCUACCCUCCGCUCCUCCUGAAAUGGAAAGCCCAUCAUUUCCGCUACCUCACGGGCGAUCAACGGUACCAGUCCGAGAUGGACCUGGACCGCACCGCGCUCUUCUCACGAAUCAACACCGCCUGUGUGCGGCAGUUCUCCCUAACAUUCCGCGAGCCAAUAAUCCUACUAAUCACCCUGUAUAUGAACGUUGUCUACAUUGUGAUUUUCACCUUCUUUGUCGGAUACCCGUACAUAUUCAGCGACGUGUACGACAUUUCGCAAGGCCUCACCAACAUCGUCUGGGUGGCCAUGUACAUAGGCAUUGCGCUAGUGGGCCUGUUCGUGCCGUGGGUGUACUCGCGGACCAAGAGGGAGUUCCUCAAGACAGUGGCCGCUUCUUCCCUGGCCAUUUCCUCUUCCGACAACGGCGACGUCGGCGACGUACCACGGAAGAAAACCCACUCCACCCGUCCGGAGAAUCGCCUUUGGUACGCUAUGAUCGGCGCGCCCGCUAUCCCAAUUGGGUUAUUUUGGAUGGGAUGGACGGAUUAUAGCACGAUCUCAAUUUGGUGCCCCAUCCUCGCCUCCACACUGUUCGGCUUCGGAUGCAUCUGUAUCUUCCUCUCCAGCUACAUGUAUGUCAUCGACGCGUACGACAUCUACGCUGCCUCCGCACUCGGCUUCAUGACCGUCUCCCGCUACUGCGCGGCGGGCGGCAUGACCAUCGUCGGGAUCCCGUUCUACUCGAACAUGGGCGUGCACUGGACGCUGACUAUACUGGGGGUGAUCAGCGCGAUUAUGACGCCGGUGCCAUAUGUGUUUUGGCGAUUUGGCGAGGUGAUUCGGGGGUGGAGCCGGUAUGCAGUUUCGACUUAG
Molecule: messenger RNA, 1713 nt
Organism: Penicillium lagena
Lineage: Eukaryota; Fungi; Ascomycota; Eurotiomycetes; Eurotiales; Aspergillaceae
Product: MFS transporter
Exons: 2
Coding region: 1-1713 (570 amino acids)
Biological process (GO): transmembrane transport
Molecular function (GO): transmembrane transporter activity
Source: RefSeq, a predicted model, not a curated record